AUGCAUGGCUUGGGCCUUCCCAUUUCGAUCCUGUUAUCACCUGAGGCAGACAUUGUUCCGAGGGAUCAGCAGCCGCUCAUCUUGCCCCAGCAAGUUCAAAAUCCAGCUGUUGCAACCCCACAGUCAGACCUGACCGAAGUCAGCGAGCCCUUGCACCGCGAGCAUUCUGCUGUUCAGGACAUAGUCGCCCAAAACGAGCGAAAAACUCCCCCAACCGAUGGCAACCAGCAGGCCAAACCAGUCCACAGCAACACUAUCAACCAACCCGUCACAAGUGGCGCUGGGUCUUCUGGGGCCGGGGCUCGAGCUGGUCAGAACCCCAUGAAGGAAGCUGCAUUCCGAGGGGCGGAAGCUGCAGCCAUGCUGGUAACCACCGAGGCCUUGCCGCAAAAUACCGCAUUCGGGAAACAGCUUACCCCCGUGGCAAUGGGCAGGGAGUUAGCAAAAGCGCGAUGCAGAUUCCUGGCGAGGCUGAUUGCUGAGAGAAUCCUUCGAGAACCCGAGUUCAACGAGCCUUAUCGUGCUUUCCAACGGGGAAGUAUCAAAACCCUACAUUAUCUUCUUUGUACCGAAGCAUGGCGCACCGGACGCGUUUUGGCCCUGCGGUUUGUGGGGGGACCGUUGGGUAACCGAGAUGCUGCCACCAUCUCACAGAUGGAACAUUUGAUGCACGAGAUUCACUGGAGGGUUGCGAGGACCUUUUCUCGUACACAAGGGGCUUGA
Messenger RNA from Podospora bellae-mahoneyi, 723 nucleotides. RefSeq lists its product as uncharacterized. NCBI's taxonomy places the organism in Eukaryota, Fungi, Ascomycota, Sordariomycetes, Sordariales, Podosporaceae. Bases 1 to 723 code for a protein of 240 amino acids. The record is from RefSeq and is a predicted model, not a curated record. The transcript has a single exon.